AUGUUGUCCGAGGACUUCUACUCGUCCAUCUGCGGCCCGCCCAUCAAGGCAAAUACAGCCGUCUCCAAGGAUGUCGGCAUCUACGCCCACACUCUCAGCCCCAGCUACACCGUCAAGUCGACGCUCAAGAGAAGCGCAACCCCGGCCAACUGCCUGGCUGUUAGUGACUCGCACGUCUUCGCCGCCCAGCACGAAAAGUCCCAGGUCCAUGUUUACACGAGGUCGCGCGGCAUCCAAGAAACAACGGUCACCUUCCCUGAGCGCAUCCGCAGCUUGGCACUGAUCGGCGAUGUCUUGGCGUUGGGUACCUCUGAAGGCAGACUCAUCUUGUGGGAGACCUGCACUGGUCGCCAGCUAAUCACACCCCCGUGCCAUGUCCAGGCCGUUUCGUGCCUGGCCGUCACGCCUCACCACAUCCUCACCGGCUCCGAAGAUUCCAACAUCCACGUCUGGACGUUGUCCCGUCUCUUGGAGCUGAACGCCUCCAUCGACCCCGAGCCGGACCGCACCCUCUCCAACCACCGGGCUGCCGUCACCUCGCUCGCCGUCAGCCCCAGUGUCAAUCCCGAAACCAGCAUCUGCGCCUCGUCCAGCAAAGACAAGACAUGCAUCAUCUGGAACUACCAGACGGGCCAAGUCCUGCGCACCUUGUUGUUCCCGACGGCUCCGCUCUGCAUUUCCAUGGAUCCCUGCGCUCGCGCCCUCUUCGUUUCAUCCGAGGACAAGUCCCUCUACCUCGUAGAGCUGCUCGGGGACAAGCCACUGAUUGGCCCAAGCAGCGCUGAAUCGUCGUCGACCGUCGUUCAGGUUAGCUCACCAAUUGGCGCCGCUGAUGAAGAUGCAGGCCCGGCCUUAUGUUUAGCAUUGAACUAUGAAGGCACCGCGGUUUUGUCCGGCCACACCAAAGGCAAGAUCCUACAAUGGCAAUUGACCGAGUGCGGCCAUCCUACAGAGUUGACGGACCUCAAUGCUUCCGUAACAAAUCUGGUCUUUCCGCCAUUGCUCCGAGCGCCCCGGUCCACAAAACCUACUGCAGUCAUCAAGCCCACCCAGGCUGAGCGGCAGUACGCAUUCACGUCUCAAAUAAACACGAGCCUCGGACAAGAGACGAGGUUCGGGACGAUGCUCGAUAGGUUCGGUUUGCCGAGCGAUCUGUUGGACUCCGCUAUUGUCGCAUUCGAAGACGCCCAGCCCCCAGCUAUCACGGACGACGACGACGACGACGACAGGACACAAAGGCAGACUGACGAGUUGUGGGAGAUAAUCAAUGAGCAAAGGAUGCUGCAGAAGCUGGCCAUGCAGCCAUGUGUCGAAGCCAAACCGUCACAUACCUGA
Molecule: messenger RNA, 1335 nt
Organism: Colletotrichum graminicola M1.001
Lineage: Eukaryota; Fungi; Ascomycota; Sordariomycetes; Glomerellales; Glomerellaceae
Product: WD domain-containing protein
Exons: 2
Coding region: 1-1335 (444 amino acids)
Biological process (GO): DNA-templated DNA replication; rRNA processing
Cellular component (GO): nuclear pre-replicative complex
Molecular function (GO): protein binding
Source: RefSeq, a predicted model, not a curated record